Molecule: messenger RNA, 5916 nt
Organism: Mesocestoides corti
Lineage: Eukaryota; Metazoa; Platyhelminthes; Cestoda; Cyclophyllidea; Mesocestoididae
Source: the annotation of a GenBank genome assembly
AUGCCGAAAAAACCUGUCCCCGAGGGUAUGGUUGGCGAAGCCUCAGAAUCGGACGACACUCUCUCAUCGACCGACAAAUCCCGGAAGUCCGUUUCUUUAAAGGAUUCAAUUUUUCACACCAUUUUUACCCGUUUGAAGAAAGUCAAAAAAGACGAUGGUACCUCGCUUGUGUAUGCCUUGCGGCUGCCCAAUAGAAGGUAUUUGAAUUCUUCUGUGGCCACUUACUUUUUUGGUUUCGAUGAAAACUACCUAGUUGUUCGUUAUAGGAGUAAUCCGGAUUAUUACGAGACGGUGGCAAAUCCAAUCGAUCCAGACAAAAUUUCAGCCAAAGUCAAAGCCCGCAAGUAUGAAACAGUUGAAGAAAUGGCUGAAGACGUUAAGCUUUUAGUCUCCAACACUCAUUCUUUUUUCGGGGCUGCAAGUCAAGAGGGUCGUGAUGCCACUUUCUUCGAGGAGGCUUUUCUUAAAGGCCUUCAAGAAUCGCAACAACCCACGUCUAAAGCUCCUUCUGUCGCCUCCUCAAGUAGCAGUUUAACUAAUCGGUCGGCCCGACGCAGUAUGAAGCGUGAAAAGACAGACGAUGAAGAGACCGACUUCGAUGCUGCGUCUGUCGCUGCUUCCGAAAUAUCAGAGACGAGUACUACUACAAGCCAUCGGAUUACAGUUAACGAGCAAGCAUUGAAGGUUUUUUUCUCAUCAAUUGUUACCCAUGAAUUGGAAGAAGGCAGGCAGAUUUCGCAAACGUUUUCCACUCUCCCGUCAAAACAGCUUUACCCGCAAUACUACCAGAUAAUCACAAACCCAAUCGACCUCCGAACAAUCGCUCAACGCAUUUUAAAUGGGUUUUAUCACACAUUUGGUGAGCUAGAACGAGAUUUUGUUCAGAUGGCAAGGAAUGCCAAGCAUUUCAACGAACCCAAGUCACAAAUUUAUCAGGAUGCAGUGUCGCUUUUGCGGAUCGUUAAAGAAAAAAAAGGAGCUGUGAAGAGGCGAUUAAAGGCCGACCCCGAUGAAAUCCAGGAUGAUGUUAGUGCUCAUGAGAUCACCGAAGACUAUGCUAAUCUCCCCGACGUGACUGAUAUGGUUUCUCCUAUGUCAAAAAUCGAAGACAACGAUGAAACAGAAGACUAUGAGGGGGAUGAAGAGGGUGAGGAAGGAUCAGUCACAGCCUCUUCAACGCCAGCGCAACCUGCCGUCGUGAAGCGUCGUCGUGGCCGUCCUCGAAAGCAACCAUUAGACAACUUGGUUGCAACUCCCGUAUCCCCAGCAGCCUCCGAAGGCUCGGCUGAUCGACGCUCGUCUUCCUCCGCGACCACCACACCGGUGGGUGUGGGCGGAGUCGGUAGCGGCGGAAACUCGGCAGUGGUCGACAUUUCUUCCCUGAUGUUAGACGAACCGGUGGCUCCACCGGGCUCCCCGCCCCACAUGGCACCCUUUAUUGAUCCCUCAGUCCCGGGCGAGGAACAACUGAUUCCUACAAUGCUCUCAACAGCAUCCGUUGGGUCACUGCGCUGGUGGGGAGAACAUGUGCUUGAAGCCAUCUGCACCGCGACUAAUUCAAUGGGCACACUGCUUGCACUGCCGUUCAUGCGGUUACCUUCUAAAAAAAUUUACCCCGAUUAUUUCCGGCGAAUUCCCAACCCAAUCUGUUUGGCCAAGAUUCGUCGGAAAAUCAAACGUAAUGAAUAUCACAGCUUAGCUGAUGUUCGGACCGAUAUUGACCGUGUCUUCAUGAACGCUCAGGCUUACAACGUGGAGGGCAGCGAUAUUCAUAACGUUGCUGUCUACCUUCAGCAGCUGACUAAAAGUAAAUUUGUCGAGCUGAGCCAAAUAGCAGCGAAGGUGGAGAACUCAGGGAUGAUACCUACCGGCGCAAAAAGGCGUCAGAGCAGAUCAACACUUGGCGAGUCAGAUGACUUCACCCCCACAAAACGACGCCAUCCGAUGACUGCCGAAGAAGCUCGUAACAAGCGACUUAACAAUCUCUACAAUGCCGUUUACAAUCAUGUUGAUGAGGAUGGUCAUCGCCCUCGUGACACUUUCAUGGUGCUGCCAUCAAAGGAUGACUACCCUGAUUAUUAUGAUGUUAUUCAAGAGCCAAUUGAUCUGACCAUGAUCAAAGAGCGUAUGGAAACCAAUAAGUACCCGACACAUCAAGCGAUGGUUGCGGAUCUGCGACUUAUGUUCAACAACGCCCGUCGUUAUAACGAGGAGGAUUCCCAGGUUUAUCGUGACGCUGACACGCUCGACAGAGUUGUGAAGAAGAGGUUAAAAAGCCUCGGACCCUAUGCCAGCUGCCCUCAGGGCAUGGCUCGUAGCCCCGGGAUCCGUCCGCAACAAGAGUCUGCGUCUCCCUACGGUAGUAUGUUGACGAUAGCGCAACACUCUGGUCCGGCUAUUCCACCUCUCCAGCGGUUGAUGUACGAAGUUUUCCAAGCUAUUCGUGAGUACCGUGACCCGAUGGGGCGUCAACUAUCCACCCCUUUUCUCCGUCUACCUAGCAAGGCUGAACUUCCUACCUACUAUGAAUUUAUUAAGCGACCCAUCGAGCUUCAGGGAAUCGCCAAGUAUCUUCUUCAGGGUGGAUAUACUGAUUUUGAGGAGUUUAUGUCGGACAUCUUCCUCAUGUUUGAUAAUGCAUGUGCUUUCAACGAACCAGACUCCCAAAUUUAUAAGGACACGUUAGUUCUCCAUCAAGUUGCUCUAGCUAAGCGGAACAUGCUUCUUUCAGCAGCUUUUUCAUCGGGAACUGUGAUACCUGGUCUGAUGCCUUCCAGUGCACCAGAUAUUGUGCCAGGCAUACGCCGACUACUAACUAGUUUGCAUAACGCUAUGCUGACUGCAUGUGAUACGGAUGGUCGAGGUCUUGUGGACUCUCUUAUUGCUGGUGAUGGGACAGAAAUCUCAGUGACUUCUGCUACUGCCGCGCGAUUGGCCGCGCUCCACCGGAGCGUUGCGGCUGGAGCCUACCGUCGACUAGAUCGCUUGCAAGCUGACUGGCUCGAGGUGCUUCGUCGUGCUCGUGUGGGCGAGGAGGAGGAGCGAAUGGCUGCGCUCUCCGAAGUAGACGCAAUGAGUAAUCGACCAACUCCACAACAGCGCCAAGACGCCGCAGAACUCGCUAGACGUUGGGUUCGUCUUCGCGAUAGUAUGUGCAGGCGUGCCAUGACUGGCGGUACUACCAACUUGCAGUCCAAUGUUGCUGGUGAAUCAAGUGGGAGUGAGUCAGGGGGCGGAGCAUCAUCGGCAAUGUCUCUUCCCACCGGAUGGCAUAUUGUAAGUACGGCUAUGAGCUACACCGAAGCCGCGUUGGAACGGGAUCUAAAAAACGAAGUGGCUCAACAGGAACCAAUGGUUUUCAGUGACGACGAUGGGGAAGAGGAUUUACCAACGCUUGAGGAUGGGGAAAAUGAGGUGCAGGUAAGACCAGACAUUUUGAAACAAAUUAUGGUUUUAUCGAUUGUUCCGCUCUACUUUUGCGUCCUAUUGUUACAGUCAGUUGAAUCGAAGGGCCAAGUAUACCGCGUCAAUGACUACGUCUACAUUGAACCGCUACGGCAAGACGUAACUCAGUGCCACGUCGGCAGAAUUACGCGGAUCUCUGAGGUCAGCGCCAAGAGGGAGAGCGAGGGGGAAGGGACGAACCUGUCACCCACCGAAAUCAGGGUGCGAGUAGCUCUAUACAUGCGCCCGUCAGAAGCAAAACCGUCGCGUCGCAGACGACUCUUGGCAGCUGAAGUAUUUCGUACGGCUUCCAAUGAAGUUGUAUCGCCAAGCAAACUCGCGGGCCACUGCCUUGUCAUGCACAUAUCUCACUUCAUCCGUUGCCGCCCAAGGAACAUCGAAGAGCGUGACGUGUAUGUGUGCGAGUCACAAUAUUCAAUUACCGGACAAAUAUUCGUAAAAAUACGGCGAUGGGGCGCGCCUACUCCAAACGGUAUCGAGCUUGAAGACCGUCAGGCGCCCUUCGUGCCCACACGUCUGCCCCCGAGUGAGCCGCUGGAGAGCGCACUUGAACAGGUCAACACAAGUUCCUUCUCCUGUAUGACGUUCCCCUUACCAAGACCUAUUCAAACGGUAGUGGAUGAAGUUUCGAAGACGGAAGGCGUCGUCAGUUACGAACAAUAUGUUGGCGAGAAUAAUUUAGUCAUUAAACAAGGCGACUGUCUUUUCUUCCCUUCACCAAGUAAUGCAUCAGAUCGGCAGAUCCUCCGAAUUGAUAGAUUAUGGAAGAACAUGAAUGAGGAAACCGUAUUCGUCACGGGAUCAAUAUUCGUGUUCCCUGUUGAAGUGGACCAUCUUCCCACACGUGUUUUCUUUCCACGGGAGGUCUUUUUGACCAACAACGAUAAAGCUACAUUCCCCAUCUCUUCGGCCAUGGGAAAAUGCCUCGUUAUGCGUGCUGCUGAUUUUUUUGUUGCUCGACCGACGUCGUAUCGUGAGGGAGAAGUUUUCGUCUGUGAAUCAAAGUUCUUCGAGGAUGAAAAAGUUAUUCGCAAACUAAAGAAAGGAUUCAAGAAGUACAAGUUCUCUCCUGACACAGUGGAAGAUGAGUUUUUCUUCUUCACUCAGCCGAUAGUGCCUCACAAGGAGGCCUCUCCUCUCCUCGUGAAGGCGUCGCCCUCACCACUCAGUUUGGAUCAGUUGAAUCAGCCGCCGUCGGCAGCCGUUUCUUGUGUUAUGGCUGCUGCCAACGGCCAGACGACUUCUGCCGCUGACUUCGCUCCUCGACUCGCCCCCGCACCACCUCAGUCGCCUGACGUGGGACAACUCGCCUUCAUGGAGGUCGGGUUGGACAGAAGUGGCAAGAAGCGAAAACUUCGCAAACCGCCUUCGGGUUAUGUAAUCUAUGCGGGUGAGGUGCGUAAAAAGCUUCUUCAAGAUCGUCCUGAUGCACCGUUUGGCGAAAUAUCACGUGAAGUUGGAUUAAUGUGGCGUCAGAUGCCUUCACACGAACGAGACAUAUACGAGCGCAAGGCGCAAGUGAUAAAGCGUCGCAUGGAGGAGCAGGAGACUCAGCAGAAGGCGCGGCUGCAGGAGCAAGAAAAAUUGAUGCAGGUACAUCCGCACCACCAUGAGAUGGUCUCUCACGGCGACCCUCAUCAUGUGGCCAUGGCCCCUGGGAUGCCGUCGGCAUUGGGGGCUGGCAGCGCUCAACCCACCGCCCCCACGAUGCCCUCAGCCCUCCCUGUAUCGACCCCCCACCACGCAGCCGCUGCCAUGCAGUUCUAUCAGGCGACUUCUGGCGCCCCUGGCGCGGGACCGGUCAUCCAGCUAAUGCAUGCCACCACCACCUCGUCGACCGUUGCCAAUGCUGCCCCAUCCCCGAUGCAACCUCGAUCUGGCAUAGUUGAGUCGCCACUUGUUGCCGGUGCGACCGUUCUUGCCAAUCCGAUGUCGCACGCACCUGUUCUUGCCACCACCGCCGGACAACAGGUGGUCUAUCAGUUCGCAAAUCAGCAGGCUUCGGGCAUAGCCCCACCACCAAACGUGAACCUUGGUGGCCCACAGGUCAUCCUGACGCACCCACAUCACCCGCAGAUGGGCGGGCACCACGCUCAUCCUCACCACCAGCACCAAGCUCAGCCUCCGCCUCAGCCUUUCGGAGUGGUGCCAACUCAGCCCCUACCACAGUCCAGACAGCAUGCUAUUCCUACGCAACAGGUGCAAGCUGCUCAACAACUGAACCCAACGACAAUGGAAGUGACUCACACAGCGGUGAAUGGUGGUGGUUCUGGUGGCACGGCAGUGGUGCCCCAACCAAUGGCAGCGGCCACGGUGGCCGCGAUCCAGGCACAGACUGCACCUCAGGGUGGUGCAGUCACCAGCGCACCGGCACGUGCACCCUCACCGCUGUUCGUAUCUGUGCCACCACGCACCUCCAGGGUGCUCCACUCCGAGAUUUACCAAAGGCAA